Parascedosporium putredinis is the source of this 903-nucleotide messenger RNA. The record is from the annotation of a GenBank genome assembly. NCBI's taxonomy places the organism in Eukaryota, Fungi, Ascomycota, Sordariomycetes, Microascales, Microascaceae.
AUGCAUGCCCGAGACGCUUCUGGACGGCGAGUUUCGCUGUUGAAUGAUGAGCCUGUUUAUGAUUCCUACUACAACUCUUCGUCUCUCCGACCCCACCGCCGCACUUCUAGCCAGCACUUAAGCCAGCAUUAUGCUUCUUCAAGGAGUAGUUCAUCAUCGCCACACACGCCGGAGCUCCUGCGAUCCGAUUCCUACGACUCCAUCAGCCCAAGCAACGACCCAUUAUCCCCACUUACACCGUCAGUAGCCUUCGAUUACUCUCGUCAGUAUCUCUAUGCCUCGGGACAAUCCGGAUAUGAGGAAUAUGGUGCGGAUGUGAGCCGGAAGCAUAGCUCGUUCUCCGAGUCUACUCGAUCGGCCUCGUAUGAGGAUGAUAUCCCUUCUACUCCUGCUGUUCCGGAACGAUCGGCGAAGAGGUAUCCAUGCCGCUACCGCGAUAGCCAUGGAUGUGAGAAGACUUUCACGACUUCGGGUCACGCUUCGCGGCAUUCUAAAAUCCACACUGCGGAAAAGGCGGUGCAAUGCACCUUUCCCGGAUGCCAGAAGAAGUUUACACGGGCAGACAAUAUGAAGCAGCAUCUUGAAACGCAUUACAAGGAUAAAUCCAGAGCUUCUAGCUCCCAGAGGGCCGGGAAGACUUCCUCUUCAUCGUCUUCAACAAGAAAGCUCGGUAUCUCUACGCGAACUUCGAGCCACCGGCCACGGGACCACCUGACGCUAGAAUACGGACAAUACGGACCUCCGACACCAACCCACGCUACGCCCCUGGCCUCGCCUGCCACAGGUGUGUGGGAUUUGCGAGGGCUCAAUCUACCCUUAAUGAGCCAGCACGUUACAAGUCCCAAUCCUCGCAACGGCCUCGACGCGUUGGCCAUGGCUGUCGCAUGUCAAGAGGGCGCCUAA